Messenger RNA from Fusarium oxysporum Fo47, 4437 nucleotides. RefSeq names its product ABC-2 type transporter-domain-containing protein. The transcript has 7 exons. Gene Ontology annotation, cellular component: membrane. The record is from RefSeq and is a predicted model, not a curated record. Bases 1 to 4437 code for a protein of 1478 amino acids. Gene Ontology annotation, molecular function: ABC-type transporter activity; ATP hydrolysis activity; ATP binding. NCBI's taxonomy places the organism in Eukaryota, Fungi, Ascomycota, Sordariomycetes, Hypocreales, Nectriaceae. Gene Ontology annotation, biological process: transmembrane transport.
AUGCCGUCCGAUAUCAUCAGUUCCGAGAAAGAGAAGCCUGCUCCUGUGACGGAAAAGGCCAUCUCAUCUCGAGACUCGAUCAAUACUUUGACUCCCAAUAUGGGCAAAGGAGACAAUGGCCCUGGAAAUGAAGAAGACCACAUUCAGGAGGAAAUGGUUCAACUUGCCAGGAGAUGGACGACCCGAUCCCAGGGCGCCGGUGCUCCGGAAUCGCUAUUUCCUCUCCCUGAAGACGGGCCUCUCAACCCGAACAGUGGCCAGUUCAACGCCAAAGCAUGGGCCAAAGCUUUUUACAAAGCGCGAAAGGAGGCCCUGGAAGGCAAUCCACCCAAAACAACAGGUGUUGCCUUCCAGAACCUCAACGUCUACGGCUUCGGCACGGAUACCGACUUCCAGAAGAGUGUAGGAAACAUUUUCCUAGACGCUAUCACUUUAGCCAAACGGGUCAUCAACAAGAAGCAAGAGCGCGUCGAUAUCCUGUAUGACUUGGAGGGUGUCGUCCACAGUGGCGAGAUGCUUUGCGUGCUUGGCCCUCCUGGCUCUGGUUGUUCGACAUUUCUCAAAACGAUUGCUGGCGACACCCAUGGGUUUCACGUUCAAGACGGAGGGUCUUCUACCAUCAAUUAUCAAGGCAUUCACCCAAAGCAGAUGAAGACUGCUUUUCGAGGUGAAGCGAUUUAUACGGCGGAAGUUGACCAUCACUUUCCCCAGCUUACAGUUGGCGACACUUUGUACUUCGCGGCCGCUGCUCGGUGCCCAAGGACUAUUCCUCGCGGAGUCACUCGCAAGGAGUAUAUCGAGCAUCUACGCGAUGUGACCAUGGCUAUUUUUGGCAUUUCACAUACCAAGAAUACCCGUGUGGGUGAUGACUUUCUCCGAGGCGUUAGUGGCGGCGAGAGGAAGCGUGUCACAAUUGCCGAGGCUUCCUUGAGCUAUUCACCGCUACAAUGCUGGGAUAAUAGUACUCGAGGUCUCGACAGCGCUAAUGCCAUUGAAUUUUGCCGUACGUUGCGUACUCAGGCUGAUGUACUCGGUUGCACUUCAUGUGUUGCCAUCUAUCAAGCACCUCAGGCCGCAUACGACCUUUUCGAAAAGGUUCUUGUUUUGUACAAGGGCCGGCAAAUAUUCUUCGGCAAGGCCUCCCGCGCUCAAAGAUAUUUCGAGGAGCUUGGGUUUGUAUGCCCGGAUCAACAGACCACAGCAGAUUUCUUGACAUCCAUGACCAGCCCUCAGGAGCGCAUCAUUCGCCCAGGCUGGGAGAACAAGACACCUCGAACUCCUGAGGACUUUGCUAAGGCAUGGAAACAAAGCCGUGACCGUGCACUGCUCAUGGAGGAAAUCGAAGACUAUGUCCAACGUCAUCCCUUCAACGGCGAGCAUUACGACAAGUUUCUGGAAUCUCGACGCAUGGAUCAAUCUCCAGUUCAGCGAGCCAUGUCUCCCUUUACGCUCUCUUUUUUUCAACAAAUGAGCCUGACACUGUGGCGAAGCGUGGUCAUGCUUAAAACGGACCCUAGUCUCACCCUGACGAUGUUGACCAUCAACACUCUCCAGGCUAUCAUCGUCAGCAGUAUCUUCUACAAUCUUUCCGAGACUACAGCGGCCUUCCAGAAUCGUGCUGUUCUAUUAUUCUUUGUUAUCUUGAUGAAUGCGUUCAGCAGCAUCUUGGAGAUUAUAUCUCUAUAUGCCAAACGCAAAAUCGUCGAGAAGCACGCUAGGUAUGCAUUGUACCAUCCAAGCGCUGAAGCACUCUCUGCAAUCGUCGUCGACCUACCGUACAAGAUUGUCAACGUUCUUAUCACGAAUAUCACGUUAUACUUUAUGGGCAAUCUCCGGCGGGAAACAGGUCCAUUCUUCUUCUUUCUUCUGGUCAUCUUCACAACUGUCAUGACCAUGUCAAUGCUAUUCCGACUCAUCGCAUCCGUCACAAAGUCAAUCGCCCAGGCCAUGGCGCCGGCCGCCAUUAUCCUACUCGGAUUGGUAUUGUACACCGGCUUCACGAUUCCAACGCAGUAUAUGCGCAGCUGGAUCAAGUGGUGUCGCUGGGCUAACCCUAUCUUCUACGGCCUCGAAUCAAUCAUGUUGAAUGAGUUCGCUGGUAUCGACUUUCCCUGUGCCAGCUAUGUCCCAUCAGGCGCUGGCUACGAUCAAGUGGUUCCGAGUGGAAGAGCAUGUGCAACGCAAGGAGCGGUUCCAGGCCAGGACUUUGUGAGCGGCUCUGCGUACUUGAGCAUCGCCUAUGGAUACGAAAAUUCACAUCGAUGGCGCAACUGGGGUGUCAUGAUCGCAUUUGCUGUACUUUAUCUCGGUUUGCACCUUGCGGCAGCUGAGUAUGUGGCUUCCGAGCGGUCCAAGGGCGAAGUGCUGGUUUACGUACGCAAGGCUAUGAAGCAUUUGAAGACAACAUCCAGUGACAUCGAAAGCGGCCCUAGGACUACAAACAACCAACAAACUGUUGACAGUGAUAGCGGGACCGCUGGAGUUGAGAAACAGAAAUCGGUGUUUCACUGGGGCAAUGUUUGUUACGAUAUCAAGAUCAAGGGAGAGCCUCGCCGCAUUCUGGACGAAGUUGAUGGGUGGGUCAAGCCAGGCACUUUAACAGCACUGAUGGGUUCCUCUGGCGCCGGAAAGACUACCCUUCUCGACGUCCUUGCUAGUCGUGUAACUAUGGGUGUGGUUUCGGGCGAUAUGCUCGUCAACGGAAUACCACGAGACGAUUCCUUCCAGCGAAAGACCGGUUACGUCCAGCAACAAGAUCUCCACGUUCCUACUUCGACAGUCCGAGAAGCUCUUACCUUUAGUGCCCUCUUGCGGCAGUCUUCGCAAUAUACGCGGCAGGAAAAGAUCGACUACGUAGAUACGGUCAUCAGCCUAUUGAGUAUGGAGGACUAUGCUGAUGCUAUAAUCGGUGUACCUGGAGAGGGCCUCAACGUCGAGCAACGUAAGCGACUGACAAUCGGUGUUGAGCUUGCGGCGCGCCCCCAGCUUCUUCUCUUCUUUGACGAGCCCACUUCUGGCUUGGAUAGUCAGACUUCCUGGUCCAUCUGCAACCUGAUGGAAAAGCUCACCAAAAGCGGCCAAGCUAUCCUCUGCACGAUCCAUCAGCCUUCUGCUAUCUUGUUUCAGCGAUUUGACCGACUGUUGCUCCUAUCAAAGGGUAAGACGAUCUACUUUGGGGAUAUUGGUAAGGGUUCUUGCACGCUUGUUGACUAUUUCACUCGCAAUGGGGCCCAUGAUCUUCCUGCCGGAUCUAACCCUGCUGAGUACAUGCUCGAAGUUAUUGGUGCAGCCCCCGGCGCAACCACUAAUAUCGACUGGCCUGCUGUAUGGAGAAGCAGCCAAGAAUAUCAGCGAGUGCAGGAGGAGCUUGGGCGGCUUUCGGCAUCAGCACCCUCCCAAAUCGUGACCGAAGACCACUCCGUGCAUCAAGAGUUUGCGGCAACUGCUGUUGAGCAGUAUAGGCAGGUUACGAAGCGUGUCUUUGAACAGUAUUGGCGAAGCCCGGGAUACAUCUACGCAAAGGUCUUGCUCUCUAUCGGUUCGUCGCUUUUCGUCGGUCUGUCAUUCUUGAACGGCGACAAUACGCAGCGUGGCCUCACCAACCAGAUGUUUGGAAUCUUCAUGUUCUUGAGUUUGUUUCCUAAUCUGGUCAACCAGAUUAUGCCAGUUUUUGCUUCUCAGCGCGUCAUGUAUGAAGCCCGAGAGCGCCCUUCGAAAACAUAUUCUUGGAAGGCAUUUAUGGCUGCAAACAUCCUCGUUGAAAUAGCUUGGAACUCAAUUAUGUCCCUUUUCGCCUACAUUUGCUUCUACUACCCCAUCGAACUUUUCAAGAACGCGGAAUGGACUGAUGCCGUCCAUUCUCGAGGCUUUACUAUGUUUUUGCAUCUUUGGAUCUUCUUUGUAUACACUAGCACAUUCGCACACAUGAUGAUCGCUGGGCUUCCAACCGCUGAUAUUGCCGGAGGUGCCAGCAAUCUCCUCUUGAUCAUGAUGUUCACAUUUUGCGGUGUCCUUGCUGGACCAGACGCAAUGCCUGGGUUCUGGAUCUUCAUGUACCGCAUCAACCCUUUCACGUACAUCAUCGAGAGCUUCAUAGGUACUUCCCUCGGCAAUGCUCCCAUGUACUGCGCGGACAACGAAUUUAUCCCUUUCACCGCCCCGAACGGCUCGACUUGCGGCGAGUACGCCUCCGAUUUUCUGUCUCGGGCCAGAGGCUAUCUGGCCGACCCCGACGCCACCGACUGCCAAUACUGCGCCAUGUCCGACACCAACCAGUUCCUCAGCUCUAUCAGUGUCAGCUAUGGAAACAGAUGGAGAGAUUUUGGCUUCAUGUGGGUCUUUUGUAUAUUCAACCUCAGCCUCGCCAUGCUAUUCUACUGGCUUGCGAGAGUCCCUAAAACUCAGACGCGUGUGGUGAAGUCGAAGGAGAAGCGCUGA